UCCUAAAUGGAUGAGGUUCCUGUUUCGGCUCCCCACUUCUCGUGUCCGGCGGAAUCUGAUAGUCUGCGUGUCUGCUGAAGAAGAUGGCACUGGGCAUCGUUCGAUUUUCACCCAGAUAGGUGGCUUGCUUUCCUAAACCGGAUCAAACUUACUAAACCCGGGUUCGAAUCCAGCAGAAUCCGGAUAUGUUGGAUGACACCGCGGUCUGCAGCGGCACUACACUGAGCAGAGCCACUCAAUCCCAUGAAGAUGCAUGUCUGGAUACCGACGCUUAUCUCGCUGCUCGCCGCUCUCCUCAGCCUGGUCGAGAUGUAUGACAACUAUGGCGAGAUCUGUCGGAACUUGUGCACGUGCGAGGAGAAGGAGGGCGUCCUGACGGUCAGCUGCGAGAACCGGGGCAUCGUCAGGCUGACGGAGAUCAGCCCGGUUCAAUUCCCCAACUAUUAUCUGUUACUGACUGGAAACCUGCUGAAGAAAUUAUCCAUUAAUGACUUCAUUAACUACACCGGGGUCACCAUCUUGCACCUCGGAAACAACGACAUUUCCGAGAUAGAGACCGGCGCUUUUAACGGACUCCAAGGAUUAAGGCGCUUGCACUUGAACAACAACAAAAUAGACGUCCUUCGGGACGAUACCUUCUCGGGACUGGAGAGUCUGGAAUACCUCCAGAUUGACUACAAUUACAUUAGCAUAAUCGAUCCUAACGCGCUGAACAAGCUCCACCAUCUGACUGUGCUCAUCCUGAACGACAACCUGCUGUCGUCCUUGCCUGCGAACAUUUUCCGAAACGUACCCUUGACCCACCUGGAUCUCAGGGGCAACCGGCUCAAGAUGUUCCCGUACAUCGGCCUGCUGGAGCACAUGGACAAGGUGGUGGAGUUACAGCUGGAGGAGAACCCGUGGAACUGUUCCUGCGAGCUCAUCGCGCUCAAGGCGUGGCUGGAGAGCAUAGCCUACACGGCGCUGGUGGGCGAGGUGGUCUGCGAGACCCCGUUCAGGCUCCACGGCCGAGACCUGGACGAGGUCUCCAAGCAGGAACUGUGCCCUCGCAGGGCGAUUUCGGAGUACGAGAUGCGGCCUCUGCCGCCCGUCAGCACCAACGGAUACUUCCAGACCACUCCUGCGGCGGUGACUUCGUCGGCCACGUCGUCGGCCGUCCUGAGGUCCUCGUCUAGGCCGACCAAGGGGACGAGGCAGUCCAACAAGACGAGGUCCAAGCCCACGUCGCGCAUCCCAGGCAAUCCGUACAACUACGGACCCAUCAUAGCGUUCCAGACCAAAUCUCCUGUGCCUUUGGAUUGUCCUACGCAGUGCACGUGUAACCUGCAGAUCUCCGACCUCGGGCUGAACGUGAACUGUCAGGAGAGGAAAAUCAUCAAUAUUUCUGAUCUGAAACCCAAGCCGUACAAUCCCAAAAAGCUCUACCUAACUGGGAAUUACAUUCCGGUCGUGCGCAGGGCGGAUUUCGUGGAGGCCGAGGGCUUGGAUUUGCUUCACUUGGGUAACAAUCGGAUAGCGCUCAUACACGACCGGGCGUUUGGGGAUCUAAUAAACCUGCGUAGAUUGUAUUUGAAUGGCAACCUGAUCGACAGGCUCACUGCAGACAUGUUCUUCGGGCUUCAGAAUCUGCAGUACCUGUAUUUAGAGUACAACAAGAUCAAAGAGGUCGUCGGGGGUACCUUCCGUUUCGUUCCCAAUCUGCAGCUCCUCUUUCUGAACAACAACCUUCUGAAAACCUUGCCGGGAGGAAUCUUCUCGAGCAUGUCGCUCUCGCGGCUGAAUCUGCGCAACAACCACUUCCAGAACCUGCCCGUGAGGGGCUUGCUGGAUCAGCUCAAGGCCUUGGUGCAGGUGGACCUCUUCGAGAACCCUUGGGAUUGCACAUGCGAUGCGGUGGGCAUGAAGAUUUGGCUGGAGCAGCUGAACUCCGGCACGGUGGUCAACGACGUUAUCUGCACCACGCCGAAACGGCUGGCAGGGCAGGACAUGCGCAGCGUCCCUUCGGAACAGCUCUGCCCUGAUUAUCCGGAUAUGGUGGUGUCCACGGUGGCUCUGCCUUCGGAGGAGACCCUGGAAGCAAGGGUGGUCACGACGGAGACUCCCCUGAGGUACAACAACCCAGCAAGUACGGUCCCGCUGUCCGUCCUGAUCCUCAGCCUCCUCCUGGUCUUCAUCAUGUCCGUUUUUGUUGCCGCCGGGUUGUUCGUGGUGGUCAUGAAACGCCGCAAGAAGUCCCAGAGCGACCGCACCAGCACCAACAACUCGGACGUGAGCUCGUUUAACCUUCAGUACAGCCUCUAUAGCAAUCGCUCCGUGCCCAAAGUCAAACCCCCAGCGAGCCACCUGUAUGAGUACAUUCCUCAUCCUUUAGGGCACAUGUGUAAGAACCCCAUCUAUCGGUCUAGGGAGGGCACCGCCGUCGAGGAUUACCCUGAACUUCACGAGCUCAAGGUGAACUACAGGAGCGCCAACGACGAGGACCGGAACCCGAACUCCAGGAGCCCGUCGUACACCGUCAGCACCAUCCAGCCUCGUGAGGACCCGUCUACCGCUCAGGACGCAGAGCAUUUCUUCCGAGGGAUCCUGGAACCCGACAAAACUCCGAACAGCGCCGGGCACAGGUACGAUUAUUCCAAGUACCCCGCUCCUGGAUCUUACACGUACAAUCCGAAUUUUGAUGUGCGGCGGCAGUUCUUGCAUUCGGAUGAAAUUAGAGAAACUAUGCUGUACGGCACGGCGCCAAGUACUGUCUACGUGGAGCCGAACCGGAACGAAUAUUUGGAACUAAAGGCCAAACUCCAAAUGGAACCGGACUACCUCGAAGUUCUGGAGAAACAGACCACUUUUAGCCAGUUUUAAACCUACUGUUAAAGCUUUUUCCUAAUCGUGCCGGGGAGCCGGAGAGCACGGCGCCUCUGAAAACAAACCCACGAGAGGUUCGACGCCGGGGCGUGCCAGGAUAUCACUUUGUCUUACAGCUCAGAAAUAAAUUAAAAAAAAGAGAUAAAGAAAGAAAGAAAAUGCAAAGCUCUUCGGACUGAAGCACGAGUCGUGAUGCAAAAAUCGCAAAGUCUAUUUUUCUAAGCAAACGUAGCUGUACAGAUUAAUCCCAGUACAUUUUCAGGAGUAUAAUCAUGCAGAACUUGAGCGCAACAUUUAUAAAUAUAUCUCUAUAUAUAUCUCUAUUAAAAAAAGUCAAUAAAUAAAAGAUAAUUUACAAGCAUACAGAACACUAUCGCGGUGCAUCUAACUGUGCAGGACAAUUCCACUGCUCUAGUCUGUAAGUAGAUAUUUAUUGGUAUAACCUCCUUCUCCAUGUAUUUUUAAUGAUUUGAUUCUUGGUUAAUAUCUCCUGUAUUCUCCAUUCUUCUCUGUACUUGCUUUCCGUCUGUAAUUCUUGACCAUUUUUUAAUGUAGCUUGCAUCGUACCGGUGGCUUAUUUUCCCCCCGCAGUGGCGCACCCCUCAUUCCUCCGUCCGACCGAGAGACUUUUGCUUCAUUUUAAGAUUUAUAUAUAUAAAAAAAAAGAAAACAG
Messenger RNA from Trichomycterus rosablanca, 3535 nucleotides. RefSeq names its product SLIT and NTRK-like protein 5 (gene slitrk5). Gene Ontology annotation, biological process: regulation of presynapse assembly; axonogenesis; positive regulation of synapse assembly. Gene Ontology annotation, molecular function: protein binding. Lineage: Eukaryota; Metazoa; Chordata; Actinopteri; Siluriformes; Trichomycteridae. Gene Ontology annotation, cellular component: membrane. The coding region runs from base 244 to 2859 and encodes 871 amino acids. The transcript is spliced from 2 exons. The record is from RefSeq and is a predicted model, not a curated record.